GUGUGAACUUGGUACCGUGUUUUGUGUCGUAAAAAUAGUCCAAUUUUUUAAAUGCUGUUAACACCGCCAAGCUCGGCUCUCGUAAAAUCAUAAAUUCAACGAUAUUUUAAUCGGUAUUUCCUAAAAUCGCGGACGUUUCCAUCUGCUGUUUUACGUUAUCUUUGGCCCUCAAAUGCAAGAGAAGACGACAAGAAAGAACUGCAUGGGCGUUAUUACCGCAAGAUUUAUUCUGACGUGUAACUUAAUGUGCUCAAAUCCCGAAUUUCCCGAAUUGCGCAAUAGUCAGGACACCGUUUUUUUAUAAGGAUGGUGUCCGAGUAAGAAGCGGAGUCGAGCGAGAGUUUGAACUGCCCCCAAGAUGGUGUUGGGCAGCACCUUGGUGCGAUGCAAUGUCCAUCCUUGUCGCGUUUGUAAGUCCUCCUCGCCGUGGGAUCCCACUCUUGCGCCCUCCAUCCGCUAAGCUGGGCCCUAGGGGCCGUUUGCAGUUAGUGUGUGUAAGCGCCUCCUUGGAGUUGACAUUCGAGUGCUCUCUGGUGGUCGCCGUCAUCGCAGUGAGAGCCCUUUAUGCCGGGACGUUGGCCCCGCUUUGGACCACGGCCCCGAGUCUGCCCCAGCGCCCCCUGGCCGCCCUCUGCCUCCUUGCCACUUUAACGAUAGCGGCAAGGUGCUAUGCGUCCUCGAACGCUACGCAUCCUUUAGUCCAAUUCAGUCCGACGCCCUCUUCUUCCCUUAGUCCAAUUGAUAAUUCCAAUGCCCGACCGCAUUCUUCCACUUUAGUAUUAAGUAGGUUAUUGAGUCCUCCUCGACCUGUACAAAGUGAUACUAGCGUAAUUGUAAUAAAUUCUAAAAAGUUGUUGCAUAAUCAAAAUUCUAACGAGACGAAGACCACGAGGCGCAAAAAACCGAUUAGCGCUAGGACUAAGCGCGAACUCUACGCUUCAAAGUACUACAACAGGAUUUUUGAACAGACCAAGAGGACCAGCGCGGAAAAAAGCAACGAGGAGAAAAGAGCGAAUGUGCUGGUGACCAGUGAGACUGACAAUAGUGUGAGUGAUAGUGAUAGAGUGAACUAUACGACUGUCAACACUGCGCCAGAAAACGAACAUCAGAACGAUAGCAGCUUCUUAGACCAGGAGGACGCACCAGCCGCACACUCUGAAGGCACGGAACGGCCCAUGCCUCCGGUGCAUGACCACGGCAACGCUUCAUUGAGCGAUUGGGGCAUCUUGGUGCUGGUGUUGUCCGCAAUUGUGCUGACGGUGGCGCUGGGGCUCAUCACGUGCGUGCUGAGCCAUUAUCGCCCAGUUACUGCUGGCGAGGGGGCUGCAGACGGGGGCACGGCGGCCCAUCCGCACGACGCCGCGCGAACACCGACCACCGCACCCAUGCUGUCGGUUGUGAGCGCCGGCGCCGCGGCGGGGGUGGGCGGCAUGGACCGUCUGCGAGGCGGAAGAGCGGCCCGAGAGUUGGCGGCGACACGCGACCGCCAAGUGCGACUGCACGCAGUUCACACCGACAUUGCCAUCAACCUGCCGCCCAACAUAGCCAUGCCAGACGGCGAGGAGCAGCACCCUUUCACCUCCUCCAGACUGCACAUCCGGGACCCGGAGCAGGAGUCCGAAAUCCACCAGAAAUGCAUCCGACCGCCGCCUAACCGCACCGUGCUCGAGUCGGAGUCGCCGCCCCCGUACCGCUCGAGCUCGGCGGGCCUGUUGGGUUCGUCGUCGUCGUCGUCGUCGAGCGGCGGCGGCGGCGAGUGGUCGGGCGGGGGCGGCGCGCCUCUGGUCGUGCGCUGCCACUCGAUGUCCUCGUCGUCGAGCUCCACCGCCACCACCAAACGGCCAGAAGCUGGAAGCAGCGGACAAAAGACUGAUUUUUUACAUAGAACUGUUAAAAUUUUCACCGGGGGCAAGAAGGGGGCGGGCGCGACGCCGACGCCGCCCCCCGUGCACACGACCCUGCCGGUGGUGAUCGUGCCGACGCGCCCCCGACGGACCUCCACCGACCACCAGCAGCAGCAGCAGCAGCAGCAGCAGGGCCCCAGGCCCAAGCCCAGUGUCUGACCACACGUUACGGCCCCUAGGUGACUUUUUCAAUUUCUAGUUUAAAGAAGAAGCGAAACGAACGACCGAUCCGGACUCAAGCCACUCAUUCAACGAACGGACGUUUGCUGCUUGCGCUUACAAGACGAGUGAUACAGACGCUUUUAAAUGUGGUUCUUCACAUACAUGAGUGUUUACCGAACUCUCUCUCUCUCUGAUGAUCAUGUUGGAAUAUCGGCCAAGUAUUUGUUAUAUGUACCGUGUACAUCCAAAUGAUAAUUACUCAGAAUUAUGGAUAACUGUAGGUUAGGACACAAAACGACUCAACAGUUCUUCUCAGUAGUUAAUAGUCAAUGCGACCAGUUUUCAGAACAACGAAUUUAAUUCUCAAUUGACAAAAAAAAAAAACAAAGUUGUAGAGAAUUAAAUUUGCUACAGACAUCGUAUUUUCAUCUUUAACGGUUUAGGUAUAAAUUAAUUUUCAAUACUUGACCAGCGGUAAAAUGAAACGAAACCGUCGCUUGAGCGUCUAAAGAAAAUUUAAUUCUCUACAACUUUCUCCCAACACUUUUCUUGUAUCUUUACUGGUUUUCGUUUUGAAAAAUAAGGGUCAAAGUGCAAAUUUUAAAUGUACAGGCUGUCCCAUGGUAAAAUUCAUUAUUCACUUGUAAAUGUUAAAAAAUUAAUGAUUUUUUUUAUAGAUUGCAGUACUUAUCCCUGCCUCACCUAAAAUUAUCUUCAAAUAUACAGGUGUUUCGAAAAUGUUUCGGAUUGGUUGAUUUUGCUUGUUACUAAAAUAUAUAUUUUUUUUUAACAAAAACAAGCUCAAAAACUAAGAUUCCCAGAAAAGAAUGUUCAAACUUGAGUCAUAACACUUACCAAUUUGUUGGGACUUCCUGUAUAAUUUUUUCUCACGUUUCUCGUAAAAAUGUUACCUUUGAUUAUUUGAAUUUCCACGAGUCACUUUGGGUGCGCUUUUGUGUCCUAACUUAUAGUCGUCCAUAGCAGAAUCAAUCAAAAGAAUAUUUGGCGGCGCAUGCGCAGCGCAUAGAUAUUUCAACAACGCACGACUUGACACUAGAACAUUGUUCUGUUUUUAAAUAUUGUUUAUUGAAUCGAUUGGGAUAUUGAAGUGCAAGAAGAAGAAGAAGAAACAUGCUAAAAGUGUUCAUCUUAUAGUCAGUCAGUCAGUCAGUCAGCCGUCGUCAAAAUAGCUCCAACUGAAAUAUAAUCAUCACACAUCACAUUCCGAAGCCGGACCUGCACUCGCCAGCUGAUCUCAGACACUGUUGAGGGGCUUCCAAAGCCCCGCAGGUCCGGGCUCGGACUCUAUAGCAACAAAAUGUUAAAUUAUAUAAUUAUUAUAUUACAAACAAAUAUUGUAUAUGGUAGACAACACCGUGUAAUAUAGUGGAAACAUAAGCAUAUGUGAUGAUAGGGUGCUUGGGAACGCAUAUGUGCAUAUAACUUUGCCGAAACUUAUUUAUUUUAAUUGCAAUCUUUUCAGGUGCAAUCAAUCAAUCUCAUUAGUAUUUUAUUCGCGCGCGCUCUGUACAUAUUUAUUAUUGUGCCUCGCUUUCACGAUUAUUUCAUUCCAUCUCUAAUUAGGAAAAUUCCGACCGCUUUGUAUAGCCUCCUCAAUGCACCAAAACCAAUCAAUCUACUUAUAUUUAUUUUAUCGUCGUUCCACGAGGAAAGUUUGUUGCAUGUAUGAUGCCCAAGUUAUUAAAAAGUCUUCAUAACAACAAGAAAAUGUGAUUAUAAUUAAAUUUUAUUAUUAAAAAGUGAAUAAUAACAAAUUGAAACUGUUUUUGUAUUAGUGAAUUAUUAAAAAAGAAGUCGACUUUCAAGUGUAUACUUAUCUGUUUAUUUUUCUGUUCUCUUUCUCUUCUAAGAAGAUUUUUUGUUUAGAGGGACAAUUGUGUAAUGUGAUUAAGUAAACAUGAUUCAUGAAAUAAUAAAUCACUUUCAUUAAA
Messenger RNA from Tribolium castaneum (red flour beetle), 4018 nucleotides. Its product is annotated as protein TMEPAI. The coding region runs from base 390 to 2063 and encodes 557 amino acids. Gene Ontology annotation, molecular function: R-SMAD binding. The record is from RefSeq and is a predicted model, not a curated record. Gene Ontology annotation, biological process: negative regulation of transforming growth factor beta receptor signaling pathway. Gene Ontology annotation, cellular component: early endosome membrane; Golgi membrane. Lineage: Eukaryota; Metazoa; Arthropoda; Insecta; Coleoptera; Tenebrionidae. The transcript is spliced from 5 exons.